CCUAGAAGCAUAGAAAGGUACUCCCUCUCUCCCCACCCAUGGGCAAUCGUAAAGCCAGAUGCAUCUCAUCCUACACCCAGCAAGAAGCCCUGUGUAUCUCCGCUCUCCGGACCCGGGGACAUCGCCACGCCCAGCUUCCCAGGCCCGUCUUCCCAGCCUCUCCAGUCCUCCGGGUCUCCACGCAACAAUGAGGCGUGGGCGGCCCCAGCGGCUUCAUUUGCAUACCGCCCCGGCUCGGCCAAUGGGCUGCGCGGGGGCUGUGGAGCGCAGUGUUGCCAUCUGCGUGCGCGCGUGUGUGCGAGUGUGACAGCGGCUGUGGCCGUGGCCGUGGCCGUGGGAGGCCGGCCCGGCGGAGCCCAGCCGCGCGGGGACCGGCCCCGGCGCCCGCUCCCCCAGCGCGUCGCAGCCGCGUGGCCCGGCCGAGCACAGAGAACACCCAGCCCUGGCGGGGCGCAGUCGCGAUGUCGGUGGCGGGGCUGAAGAAGCAGUUCCACAAAGCCAGCCAGCUAUUUAGUGAAAAAAUAAGUGGUGUUGAAGGAACGAAACUAGAUGACGAAUUUCUUGACAUGGAGAGGAAAAUAGAUGUGACCAAUAAAGCUGUUGCAGAAAUUCUUUCAAAAGCCACAGAAUAUCUUCAGCCAAAUCCAGCAUACAGAGCUAAACUAGGAAUGCUGAACACUGUGUCGAAGAUCCGAGGACAGGUGAAAACCACUGGAUACCCGCAGACGGAAGGCUUGCUGGGCGACUGUAUGCUGAAAUACGGGAAGGAGCUGGGGGAAGGCUCCACCUUUGGCAAUGCACUGAUAGAAGUUGGUGAAUCCAUGAAGCUAAUGGCCGAGGUGAAGGACUCUCUUGAUAUUAAUGUAAAACAAACUUUUAUUGAUCCACUUCAGUUACUACAAGACAAAGAUUUAAAAGAGAUUUGGCACCACCUGAAAAAGCUGGAAGGCCGCCGCCUGGAUUACGAUUAUAAAAAGAAGCGAGUAGGUAAGAUACCAGACGAAGAAGUCAGACAAGCGGUAGAAAAAUUUGAAGAGUCAAAGGAGUUGGCUGAAAGAAGCAUGUUUAAUUUUUUAGAAAAUGAUGUAGAACAAGUUAGCCAGCUGGCCGUGUUUAUAGAGGCAGCGUUAGACUAUCACAGACAGUCCACAGAGAUUCUGCAGGAGCUGCAGAGGAAACUACAGAUGCGAAUAGCGGCUGCUUCCAAUGUCCCCAAACGAGAAUACAAGCCACGGCCCAUAAAGAGGAGUCCUAGUGAGCUCAAUGGGGUUUCCAACACGUCUUCAACAAAGACAACAGCCUACAGCAGACUGGAGGCGGCAGAUUAGAAAGGCCUGAGGGACCACUUCUGGACGGCCCACUGACAGCAGGAAAAAGUGACAGGUCGCAGCCUGACUACAAGGGAGGCAAGAGAAAAGCUGUAAAAAGCAGGAACAAAAACUCAAAAGGCCCAGCAGUCUGGGGCAUUUACUAAGAGACAAAGAGCCCUCCUCAGGUUCUAACGUUCCCAUGGACCAACCCUGCUGUCGUGGUCUCUAUGACUUUGAGCCAGAAAACCAAGGAGAACUAGGAUUUAAAGAAGGGGACAUCAUUACAUUAACCAAUCAAAUAGAUGAAAACUGGUAUGAAGGAAUGCUACAUGGGGAAUCUGGAUUCUUCCCCAUUAAUUAUGUUGAAGUGAUCGUGCCUUUACCUCAGUAAAUGUGUAACUCACACUUUGGACAUACUUUCGUAACUGAAAUGAAUUCACACCAGUGUUCUCCCAGUGUGGUGUUCUGUGACAUCCUUGCUCUUUGACCAACUUAAUGACUUUUGUAGGUGUGUUCUCUUUAUAAUGUAUUUUGUAUCAAUUUAAUUUGUAUAAAUGAUUUUCUUGUCUUAGCUACCUGAAAAUACAGUUUUCUUUUUGGCUUAUUGUUCUUUAAAUGUUAUUGGUUAACUUAGUCAUUGGUUAAAUAAAUGUAUGUGCUUCCUGUUGCUAAAAAUAAAUGCACUAUUGCAGUUAUGUCCAUGAAUUGUUCAUAUUCCUCAGCCACAGUGGAAUGCAAAAUUUGAAACUAAGACAUUCUAAGUAUUUUAUUUCCUGACAUUACUGAUCGCAUCCAGUCUUUUCCCUUCAUCAUGUUUUAGCUGACCUGUGAAUAGCCCAAUAAAUAUGACACACCGUGUUGGCAAAA
Ceratotherium simum simum (southern white rhinoceros) is the source of this 2177-nucleotide messenger RNA. The record is from RefSeq and is a predicted model, not a curated record. NCBI's taxonomy places the organism in Eukaryota, Metazoa, Chordata, Mammalia, Perissodactyla, Rhinocerotidae.